GAGAAUACAGGAUAACUAAAAGGCUUGAGCUGGUGUGCGUAUAACCCAUGUGGUUAGAAGGAGCACUUGCUUUGGAUCAAGUGCAUCUCGCUUGGAAAACUAAAACCUAAGACAGCAAGUGUGAGCGUGCACUCCGCAGACCGGAGCUCGAUGCCUGCAGCCCCGGACGGGUGAUCUUGCAGGACGUCCCAUCCCACUGACAGUACCUUGGAAUUCCUACUAGCAGUCCUCCCACAUUCCCGAGUGUGUUAAUCUGUCUGCAUUACAGCCAGCUCCCACGGAGACUUGCAGGACAUUCAACCAAGCAGCACGACUGCAGCGUUCCAGCGUGGUGGAUAGCUGUUCAAAUCCGGUGCGGACAAGAAGUUUCCUAGGAUCUUAAAACGCCCUUUUCUUGAAAGACUACAUCAAGAGCAUCUGUUUUGACUAAACUACAGCAAGUGAAAAGAGCGAUGUUCAGAAAGCAGAAGACGAUUUAUUUAAGGUCCAUGUGGAAAAAAGCUGAACAGGGACACUACUCCAGUUGGGACAGUUGCGUUGUGCUCACCAAAAUGAAUUUGUACAGACCAUUCGGAGAUAAGUCGUCUUAUUUGAAGGAGUAUAAUUCCUCGCCAGAUCUUUUGGAUGGAAGUGUAAGCAAUGCUGUCCUGAAUUCGUGGAGUGCCAGUGCAGAGGAAGUAGGCACUGUUGAAUUUCAAGAGCAACAGCAGUUCUUCAAGAAACGAGAAAUGAUGAAAUCGGAUUCUGUGGAUUCUGGUGUAGAACUUACCAGUGGUGAAAACUCUCCUUCUACUCCCAUGGGUUCUGAACACAGUUUCUCCAUGGAAAGCAGUAGUACUGCACAAGCCAAGAGUGGUGGUGAAUUUCAGCAAAGACUAUCGCUCACACUGCAUGAUACCUCUAUUACACCACGGUGUUGUUCCAGUACAGACCUCCACAGCCUUUCAGAUGAUGCAUCCCCAUCAAGAAAACCCAGACACAGAAGCAUGUCUGUGAAUCAAAGAGUCGAACAAAUGCUUCUAAGAACUAAGAGCUAUCACCAGCAUUCUAAAUCUUUCAGCCAUCUCCACUCACUCCACGAAUCGCAGGAUGAAGAUGAGAGUGAAUUCUCCCUUAGUUCUGAUGAAGCAGUCUCCUCCACUGUGCAGUCCACAUUUCCUGAUGGUCCUCAGAAUUUGGUAAACUUCAGUAGAAAGCUUGGUGACCGGAAGGAAAAAAUUCCACUAAAAAGAGAGAAUGCCAUCAGCCUUCUAGAUGUAUCUUUGGACUGCAUCACUUUGGAAAGUGAGGAAGAACCAUCAUCACAUGAACCACUGCACUUUGGCCCAGGCCAGGGCCUGCGAUACCUGGAACAAGUGUGCCAGAUGCUGGAAAAGAUUGCUCACCUUCGGCAAAGGAAUCUCCAGCUACAGAGACUUAACGAUACUGUGGACAGGCAGCUGAGGAGUAAAGAAAUUGAAGAGGAGUUGGUUCUAGAACGCUGUUCAUGUGGAGCUGCGGAACAGAUUCUCAAGCCAGAAAAAGAGUUCAAGCUUCAAAGUCACAUGGAUCUGACCAAUAAAGCACAGUAUCUGUCUUUGCCAAAUCAUUGUAGGACGAGGUCGGUGUCUGAUGCAGGUGUGUUUCUUGGGUCCAUGAAAGGGAGCUCUCCGAUACAUAACAAAGAAACAAAAUUAUCACCCAAGAGGAUGACCGUGCACUAUGUCAGUAUCCAGGAUCUCCAGGAUCAGCUUGAUGGAGAAGCACCCCCAAGUCGAGAAGGACAAGCCAGUGUUAAAAAGGCAAACCAGACACAAUGGAGAAAGGUGAAACAGAUUCUCAGCAGGCUAAGGCGAAAGACACCAAAUUCUUCAAAUGCACAGAACAGUUUGGAGGCUUUCGAGGGAAAUGACAUAAAUAAAAGUCUACCAUCUGGUUUUAAUACAAAACAGAAGUCUACAGAUAUGUCAGUACAGUGACAUGCAAAACGCAAGGAGGCCUCGAAUGUUGCCAGUUUUGAAGAGUGGUUUAAUGUUCUAAAUCUGUAGGCAUCUGAACUGCUCAAGGAAUGGACUUUUCAGGAUUGCUUAUGGACUUGGUAUGCUCUAACAUUACAUGUUAUGGUUAUGCAUCAACAUCUUCCAGACUGCUUUUCUGAGCCGAUAUAAGCAAGUGCCACCCGCCACGUUGAACUACUUAGGUGGUGGUGUGAAUAACAACAAAGUCUGAAGUUGUAAUCCUGAACUUGUAAGGCAGAUAUUAGAAAACUGCCACUCUGCAGCAAACGCUUCUGAGAAAGCUGCUUUGGCAGCCUUCAUGUUCUAUACUGCCUGAUGUAUGUGCUGCUCUCUUGUGCUAUGCUGAUGUUUUAGUGAAUGACUGCAGGAAGAGAGCCAUAAAAUAAGUUGUGUUUGUGUUAAUUUAAUUUGCAGCUAAUUCAAGGUAGCUUGUUUGGCCUGCAACAGCUCAGGUUUCAGAACAGUCCUCUGUUUCUGCUUUUUUGUAACUGUGAAUGUUGAUUUAUGAGGGCUGUAUUUCGCACAACUUCUGUAUGGCUGUGAAGAGAUAGGAGCCUACUUAUCCUUACCCCGUAACUUACUUUUUUUUUUUUGGUAAGCUAGCGCUUUAUUUACCUAGUGUAGGCAAGAACGACUAUCUACAUUCUGUUCUUUUGGACUUUGUACAGAACUUUGUUUCUUCAUAAAUGCGCACAUGAUUUUUUAGCAAGCAUAAGUACAUCUGUGGUAAUGCAUUUUCCGCCUUUCAUUCCAGCUUACAUUCACAAGUCAGGCACAAGUGUUUUGCAUUAUCCAGUGCACUUUUUUGUACCAGCCGCAGAAUCACCGCAUCCAUCAUAAUGGAACCUAUAAUGUCAUGGUAGUAGAGUAUUCUCUCACCCCCCUCCCAUUGUGUACAAAAGAUGAUUUUUCAGUAGUUGAUGACAGGCUUUGAAUACUGCCAUGUACUCAGUUACCUUCCAGAAGUAAACCAGUCUAUAUAAAGAUAGGCCAAAUUGCCAAAUACCAGACUUCUAAAAAUGGAAUGGUAAAACACAUCAGUGGACCAAAAUGUAGAAAUAUUACUGCACAACUGAAAGGCUUAACUAGUAGCAGAAUAUUAGAAUGGGGUGCUACAAUGGUCUGCUUCUGGCUGCAGUCUGCGGAUAUAAAUCUGACUUCUGCUGUCAUUUCUGUUAAUGCAUGGCUUCUUGAUAACCAGAUUUGCCCAGCAGUGCAAGUUUAUUAAUGUCACCUGUAAAUAGGCUGCUUCAUAUGACUUUUGGUCAGAAGAAAAACCGCUUGCAGAUAACUCUGACCUGAAGAAAAGCCUAACCCCAUGUUUAAGACAGAAUUUGGCAUCGGGUUUCCUCUCUUUACAUUUCAGGGAGGGGUGCUAUGAUUAUUUUAUAUUUCAUUUUAUUAAAUGGGUACUUCAGAGAGUCUGUUCACAGUUCUGUUAGUCAUGCUGUAAUAGAUUUAUUUUGUAACCAACAUUUCUGCAUGGUGUUUUUUUUUUGUUUUGUUUUUUUUUUUUUUAACGAAUCCACCCCCCAAAGUCAUUUCAUCCCCAUGCUGAAGGGAAGAUGAACACUUGACACCAGGUGGGAUGUGCAGCUGUUGUAAUGGUGCAUUGACGGUUGCGGAUUUAUCUAGGUUUGGCUGUUUCUUUGGAUGUCCGAGCCGAUCCUUGCAAAGCAGCACUUUUAAGAAGCCUUUCAGAUUUACCAGCUGGACAUCGCACUUUGCAGUGGCGUAGACUUGCAUUGUACAGCAGUAUGUCUGCAGAAGGAACUAGAGUGCUUGACAAAAAACACAUUUUACCAGUUCAUGAACAAGUUCCAAUGUAGCUUAGCCUCUGUCUCUUAUACUGUUUAAGCAGGAAGAUGAUGGUAACUGGUUGAACAUUACACAAUCCUUAUGCAUUCUGAGGGGAGCAAACUGAGGAACAAGGCCUAUAGCUGCCUACAUGAAGGCCAGUCUCUGUACCCACAUAAGAACUACGCAUGAUGCAUAGCUUUGGAGUACCUUAUUACACCUGUAAAAUGGGCAAAAGCAAAUGGAGGAAUUAAUUUCCACCCAUGCACUAACGUUGAAGUAAUGCGCACAUAGUGGCAGGGAUGUUGAAACUGAUUGCCUGUUUCAUACGGAGUUUACUGUAUGAAUUUAUUAAGUCAGUAUUUGAUAUGAAUUUUUGCAUGUUCAUGUGUUGAGAAAAAAAGUUACAUUAUUAUGUCAAUGACCUAUUCAGGAGUAAAUUUUUAAUUAAGAAUUCUAGCUUUCAUCCAGUUAUUCUCCCCAGUUUACAUAUGAGUCUGUGACCUUGAAAAGCAGUUUCUAAUUAACUACAGUGCUGUAGCUUGACAAUGGACAAGUGGUGAACAAAUGUUCAACUAUUUAGACAACUCCAUAGUAUUGUGCAAAAACUCCCAAAGGAACAGCAUACAGCGUUUGUAUUUUGAAGCAAAAUAUUUAUGGAUGAAGCAGGUUGAAAUAUUACUAGACUCUAUAGUGCUCCCAAGAACUUUUCUUUGACCGUUAACUUGGUUCAGCACGAUUAACAGUCCGUUCUUGCACUAGCAAGAAAAUUUAGAAUUUUUAGUGCAAAUAAAAUGUGACGAGGGAUACAUUUCUUUUUAUCUCUGAUUAUUCAGAAUCUUUUUUUCAGUAUUUAUGUAUUUUUAUAUGAAAACUUUAUAUAUGUAUAUUACGUAUUUAGUAAAUAUCUGUAUGCAUUAUGUAUAUAUAAAUAUAUAGUAUAUUUUAUGUUUGAAAAAGUAAUUUAUAGAAUUUUUCAAGUUUUUAUUUGAGGAGUGCAUGUUCUGCGGUACAACCUUCCAAACAAGAUUUUCCUCUGCUUCACAGAACAGCAGAACUAUUGAAAUGCUCAGAUUACUGCAGUUUCUCCUGUUUGUUGUGAUAAUAAAAUAAGACGACUUUUUAAAGAU
This is a messenger RNA of Protopterus annectens (West African lungfish), 4924 nucleotides long. RefSeq lists its product as uncharacterized. The transcript has 7 exons. Bases 453 to 1958 code for a protein of 501 amino acids. The record is from RefSeq and is a predicted model, not a curated record. Lineage: Eukaryota; Metazoa; Chordata; Ceratodontiformes; Protopteridae.